CGAUUCCUCACGUACUGCGCAUGCGCUUACUGAAGUCGCGCUAGUUCCGUUUAGCCUAAAUUGCCAUUGCUAAAGAUGGAAACCAUGAUUAACGAUGCUGUAAACCAUUUCGAAAGUAACAAUGUGUCAGGUGAAGAGGAAGAGAAUAGACUCGGGGCAUGUAAGGAAAAUGAAAGCAUGGAGAAACACAAGCGAAAAAAACACAAACAUCACAGCAAGCACAGAAAACACAAACAUUUAUCACUGGAGGAAAAGGAACACAGACACAAGCACAAACACAAGCAUAAAAAGCGCAAACACAGAGAUUCCUCCAGGGUGGACGACAGGGACGUCGAGGUCGCAGAUGAAACUGUGGCACUGAAGAAGACCAGGUUGGAUGACCUAGCAGCCCUGGAGGAUUUGGAAAAGCAAAGGGCCCUGAUCCAAGCAGAGCUCGAUAAUGAGCUGAUGGAGGGAAGAGUUCACUCAGGAAUGGGACUGAUACUGCAGGGAUAUAACUCAGGGUCAGACGAGGAGAUGGAUGUGCUGGAGCGGACAUGUAAUAGGGAUGAGCAGAGGGAGAAUCUAGAACAGCUUCAUAUGCCUGGGGGACCAGAAAGCCAGUCUGCUAAAGACACAGAACAAAGUCAGGACAGUUCUAUAGAUGAGGAAAGAAUGGGUACUUGGCGGCGUAGUAGAAGCAAGUCUGAAGAGGAGGCAACUAUCCAACAUAAAUCGGAUAGAAAAAAGAGUAGACCUGAGUCGGAUUCAGAUAACAAACACAAAACUCAAGGUCCAUUCCCAUCUUUAGAGAAGAAGCCAUCCCAUAACAUGCAGCAGCCCAGAGGUGGUCGUACAAAAUCCAGAUCUCCUACAUUAUCCAGGAAACAGAAUAACACCCAUAAGGAUUCCCAGUCAGGCUCUGCAGAGACAGAACAGGGAAGUAAAAGAGACUCUUCAUCUUCAUUUCGCCAGCCUGGGACCAGAAGUACUGACCAUGCCAAAUCACCAGAGAAGGUAAGACGCUCCAGUUCAAAAGACAGACAUAGAAGAUUACCUGAGCCUGACCGCAAACGGGACAGGGACAACCCAUCAGCCAAGUCUCCUUGUAAGGAGGUCUCAUCAGGCAAGGAAAACAGAUCCCCCCACAGAAGGCACAUCCACAGUCCAAUUCGGGAUAGAUCCUCUCGCAGGAGCAGGGAACGCCAUUCCCCUCAACAGCCUUCCAACUUUCGGUCUGCCCCUCGCAACAGAUCUCCAGCCAGAAGGGAACGAUCUCACUCUACUGAUAGAAGACGGAGAGAAUCUGACCGACAGAGACUCUCGCCCAUCAGGAUGCGGUCCCGUGAUGAGGCAGCUAGCUGCAGUGGGCCGAACCCCUCUCUCGGCUCCAGAGGAAGGCCGAGCCGUUCUCCCAGGAGACGCACCAGCAGAUCUCCUCUUCCCAGACGAAGGUCUGUGGAGAGGGGCAGGAUGGGCUACAGGUAUCAGGCACGCUCAGGAUCUCAGGAAAGGAAGAAGAGAAGCAGGGAGAAGGAUGAUAAGUUUAAGGGCAGUCUGUCAGAAGGCAUGAAAGCCGAUCAGGAUGAAUCGGAUGAAGACGUUUUGGAAGAUUAUGAUGUGGAUGAAGAGGAUGAGGAGGCACUGAUAGAGCAGAGGAGACUCCAGCGCUUGGCAAUUGUACAGAAAUAUAAGGAAGCAUACGAGGACAACAGCAAGUCAGAGCCUGCUAGUCCUCAGAGUAGCUCUCACAGCCGCUCUCCCUCACCAGAAGAUGUUCUAGAGCGAGUUGCAGCUGAUGUAAAGGCUUAUGAGCAAGAGAACUUGGACACCUUCGAGGCCAACAUUAAGGCAAAACACAAUCUGCUCACUCAGGAAAAAGACGGGGGUAAUCCAAAGAAGCAAUCAGCUCCUGACAUGUUUACAGAGUCAGAUGACAUGUUUGCUGCAUACUUUGACAGUGCAAGGUUGCGUGCAGCAGGCAUUGGGAAGGACUUUAAGGAGAACCCCAGUCUCAGAGACAACUGGACAGAUGCUGAAGGAUAUUAUCGGGUGAACAUCGGAGAGAUGUUAGACAAACGAUAUGAUGUUUACGGCUACACCGGUCAGGGUGUGUUCAGUAAUGUAAUCCGUGCAAGGGAUCUGGCCCGAGCUGGUCAAGAAGUUGCUGUGAAAAUCAUACGCAACAAUGAGCUCAUGCAGAAGACAGGCCUUAAAGAGCUUGAGUUCCUGAAGAAGCUGAAUGAUGCAGAUCCUGAUGAUAAAUUCCACUGUGUGCGUCUGUUCAGGCACUUCUACCACAAGCAGCACCUGUGUUUGGUGUUUGAGCCACUCAGUAUGAACCUGCGGGAGGUCCUGAAAAAGUAUGGCAAAGAUGUGGGUCUCCACAUCAAGGCAGUGCGCUCCUACAGCCAGCAGAUCUUCCUAGCUCUCAAACUCCUCAAGCGCUGCAACAUCCUUCAUGCUGACAUCAAACCUGAUAACAUCCUGGUGAAUGAGUCGAAAACCAUACUGAAGCUUUGUGACUUUGGCUCUGCAUCCCACAUCGCUGAGAACGACAUCACGCCCUACUUGGUCAGCCGAUUCUACAGAGCACCUGAGAUCAUCAUUGGAAAACCGUACGACUAUGGAAUCGACAUGUGGUCUGUGGGUUGCACACUGUACGAGCUGUACACAGGAAAAAUCCUCUUCCCUGGGAAGACCAACAACCACAUGCUGAAACUUGCUAUGGACCUUAAAGGGAAAAUGCCCAACAAGAUGAUAAGGAAAGGCUUAUUCAAGGACCAACACUUUGAUCAAAACUUGAACUUCUUGUAUACAGAGGUAGAUAAAGUUACAGAACGGGAAAAAGUGACGGUGAUGAGCAGCAUCAACUCCACUAAGGACCUGUUAAACGACAUGAUUGGGCGUCAGAGACUACCGGAGGACCAGCGGAAGAAGGUGGUUCAGCUCAAAGACCUGAUAGAUCAGAUUCUGGUGCUUGACCCAGCCAAGCGGAUCAGCAUCAACCAGGCCCUGCAGCACCCCUACAUCCAGGAGAGGAUGUGACUGUCAUACCCAAACUUCUGAGGAUACACAACACCAAAUCCUUAAAGUCUGCCAACAAAGUGAUGGUUUUGUAUUUGCAGGCAUGACUGAAUAGAUGAAGAGGCAUUUUAAUGUAUAAGUAAAGUUUUUUUUUUUGUUUGUUUGUUUUGUUUGUUUUUUUUUGACUUUCUGAACCCAAGUUAUCUUACUUUUAGCUUUUAGUUCAUGUUGCCCUCAUAAAGAUGUGCCACCAGCCCCUGAAAUUUUUAGGCUCACAUGCAGCAGGUUAAAUCUAUUUUUUAUUUUUGUUUAUGUUCAUGCAAUAAUUGAUAGAAUCUGAAAGCAACAAAAAUGACUAUACAUUUACUGGUGUUCCAAUAGUCUGAGCCUCCCCUAACAGUGUACGUGAUGAUUUAAGUUCAGGAUAAAUGCAGUCUAUAUCCGCAUCUCCCUCAGGUGCUAGAGCGACAGCGCCCACUGGUGCACAGGCCUGUAGGUGUGCGUCUGCUGAAAUCGGAGCUCUUGAGCCCUACCUGAGCCUGUCUGCAGGGAAGGCCUCCUCUGUAAAGGCAGGUUGUGUUCCUCUAUCAGUACACUGAAGGUAAGCUCGGCCGGCCAAAAUUGUUAGUAUACGGUGCCUCUGUUAUACAUUUUGGCUGAAAGUCUCAUGAAAAAAACAGUAUGCUCAUUUUCUGGCAUCUUUUGCAUGUAGAGACGAGGAACGGUCUAAACCCAUCAUCCUUCCACAGAGCCAAAGUUAAUUCCUAAAAACAGUUCUUGUGUAAACAAGUUGGGAAAGGAAUUCCAAGGCAGUCACUAUUGCUGUUAAGGGUAAGGGAAAAGGGGCAGUCUGAAAUAUUUGAACUGAACAAGCACCUUCAGUGUACUGCCUCUGACAGUCAUGUAUUGUUCAAAUGCACUGUUUGUGACUCUCAGUGGAUGCAUUUGUUCUAUCUAAUGUUCUCGCAAGGGGUGCAUGUGUUCUAAAAUGUUGUGCACUUUGUAUGAGCUUUUUUUGUGUACUUCAGCCUGUGUUCCUUUGGCCUGACGUGAUCGUGUUGUCUUUUGAUACAGGGAUAUUCCUCAUCUGCUCUAUGAAUCUGCUUGUUUUGAGCGGUAAUUGAUUCUUUACUUCAUAUUGCUUUAUUGUUAUAAUUAAGACACAGAACUAGCUCAUCCAACUUGUAUAUUAUCCAUACCACGUCCUGCAUGUUAAAAAAUAGUUUGCAUAAUUGUAAAUUUAUAAUUGUGUGUUUAUCAUAAAACAAUGUAAAAUAAAAAUGUUUGAUGUGGAGAAAAAGUAAGAAAAAUAUGGUCAUAGACCUCCUGGUUUGUCUUGUGUGCACCCAAUGGCAGGUAAUUAUGGUUUAAGAUACCAUACACUUUACGUUUAAGUUUCAUUGACACUAACUGCUGUUUAUGAUGUUUCUCCCACUGUUCCCUUGUGGUUGCUGAGAGAGAGAUUAUAUUCUCCAACCAAAGGAGGCUCUUCUCUGUGCACCAUCCUCCAGCCUGCCUCUGCUCUCAAAGAGACAAGACCUCCACAAGACCCCUAUUCCAGGUCACUCCUAAAGGCAUGUGUAGCUCCAAAAUAGCAUAGACAGAAAUGACCAGUCUAAUGAUUGAAAUGGAGGAUGUUGAAAUUUGAUUUGUUUUUGAGUUCACUUUCUAGCACCUUUCACACACCUUUUCAAGUCCCUUUCACACUACUCAGUAUUUACCACAGAUUUUUUUUUACCCUAUACGUAGUGUGAAUGUGUAGUAAGAAAAUGGCAUGUGCUAUUCGUCUAGCCCUGCAAAUGUUCAGAGUAAACAUGGAAUAUUUCAUGUCUCAAACAGGUUUUUAUUUUAUUUUUCAGUAAACAAUAAUGUCUUGAAUAUGAACGAGGAUCAGCAAAUAAGUCAUUAAUUGUGUAAUAAGUAUUAAUGGUAAAUAUUCAAGGGCGCUGAUAAUUACAAAACGUACAAAUUUCCCCUAAUGAUAUUAUUUAGUACUGUAUCUCUAGUUUAUAGCAAUUAAAGCGACCCGUAACAAGUAAGUGGACAGACUGAUGUUUUAAUCAUCACUUCGGAUUGUAGUGACAUUGAUGAAUGACUGUUGCCACAUUGGGGGGAAAAGAUACUGGUUUAUUUGUUCUCUGUAUUUUAGGUGCUGUCGAUUAGAGAAGACUCUUAAAGGGACUCACAUCUGACCAAAGGUUUUUGCUUUAGAGAGUGAUCUUUACUAGUUUUACUUUAUUCAACAUUUCAGCAAAAUGACUUGUAAUUUGGUUUUAAUCUCUGGUUUUAAGCUUUAAGUCUCAUUUGUCAGCCAUUAAACACAACCUGAGCCAUUAUUCUACAGGUAUACUUGUUACAAAGUGUUGUUACAGCUACUUGGCUGGCAGUAGUAAAGAAAAAAAAAAAGAGUGGUGGAUUCAGUGAAGUGAGGUGGCUUUUGGUUAACGGGCAUCAAAAUCAGCCAGCCCAUGCCACCUAGUUUUAUUUCAGCUGUAUUACAUUUAUAGGAAGUUUGUUUUCUGAAACAUUGGUGAUUAUAUAAUAACAGUACAUAAUAAAUUGGUGGCAUAGCCAAAUUGAACAACUGAAAGGUAAUACCCUUUUUUUUGUUUUCACUGACCCAUGUCUUUACACAUGAUCCUUAAAACUAACCUGAAUUUGUCUCUAUUUUUAGGGUAAGUCAACAUUUACAUCCCGUUCUGAUCACUAAACAACCUACAAAGAGGAUGUCCUGACUAGUCGUGCACCCUUUUGCUGAAAUCCCUUUUUAAAGAGGCCCAUCAUCUCUUCAAUUAUUCAUAAACCACCAGUUUUCAAAUGAACUGUUCAAAUACUGCAUUCAUAUUCAUUUGACAGAUGCACUGUGUAUAAUGACAUGACACCAUGAAUAAACAAAGAAAAACACU
This is a messenger RNA of Tachysurus vachellii, 5912 nucleotides long. It is a transcript of the gene prpf4ba, whose product is annotated as pre-mRNA processing factor 4Ba. Gene Ontology annotation, biological process: mRNA cis splicing, via spliceosome; peptidyl-serine phosphorylation; peptidyl-threonine phosphorylation. The transcript is spliced from 15 exons. Gene Ontology annotation, molecular function: protein serine/threonine kinase activity; ATP binding. The record is from RefSeq and is a predicted model, not a curated record. NCBI's taxonomy places the organism in Eukaryota, Metazoa, Chordata, Actinopteri, Siluriformes, Bagridae. The coding region runs from base 76 to 3027 and encodes 983 amino acids.